Molecule: messenger RNA, 2879 nt
Organism: Sorghum bicolor (sorghum)
Lineage: Eukaryota; Viridiplantae; Streptophyta; Magnoliopsida; Poales; Poaceae
Product: acyl transferase 15
Exons: 4
Coding region: 1402-2688 (428 amino acids)
Source: RefSeq, a predicted model, not a curated record
UAUAGCGAAGAUCUGAUGGCUCUCUAUCUCUCCUCCUUCCUCCCUCUCCUCUCCACUCCCUUCCAUUCUCCUCCCCUCAUGCUCACAACAUCCGGUGUGGCCCAUUGAUGAUCCUCAACACCGCCAUGAUGCAACCGCUGCUGCUGGAGCUGGAUCCACAGUCAAGCUCGAGUCUUCAAGGGCGCCUCCCUGUCUUCUGGAUCCAUGCAUCCACCACCCUAUCCACAUAUGCAUCCGCCCAAUGAUGAUGAUGCACGGGGAUGAACCUGUCUGAAUCUAGUGGUGAAACCCUGAUCCCAGCUGUUGGCGUCUCUCGGCACUACAAGUUCGUCUUGAGAGGGUGGCACGUUCAGUAGUGGACUUCGAUGGGCUCGGUGACAAACUUACCCGCCGUGUUUUUUAUUUAUUUAUUUUAAUUUUCAGAGACGUCACUUAUGCCCACCUAUAGACCUCGUGGUUAAUAAUGACGAUGUUGUAGAGGGGCAGGUGUAGACCCCGCGUAUAAUAGUGAGUUUGCAUUGCAUGUCUUAUUAUUGUUUAAUCCAAAUUCUGAACAGGGAUAUCAAUUAAUAUAUUUACACAAAAUAAUAGGCAGUGGGGCAUAUCAUGGAUGGCCACACUAGUAGUAAACCUUUCAGUGAUAAUUGGUGAGUCUACUAUAGGUAACGUUCUGGAACCGUCUACUCUAUAUAAUGAAAUGAUUUACUUUUGUUUCCAAGGCAUGCUCAGCACCUAAGAAAUUACAAACAGAAAUGAUUUGUAUCUAAGGAAUGAUAUUGUAUUGCUAAACAGGACCUAGAGAAAAUUCUAGGCACUAGGCAUAUCAUCGGUGAUGAUUGAUGAGUCUACUACAGUCUACAGUUUAGAGGUCGUCGUGAUGUAUUCGCCAGAGGGCCCUCAAAAUUAUAGAACCGACACUGGUGAAUAUAGGAGGCAAGGAGAAGAAGCGAUGGGCUACAUGCGGCUUGGUGAGUCGUUGGGCUAAGUUGGCAAAGAGCGUGGCAAAUGCACGUGGAUGGUUGGACCACUAGACGGACGAGUGCUCCUCGGGUUGAACAUUCUUUCAGUUCAAUUUAGGGGUGAAAUCAAACACCAAGCUAAAAACCGAAGCUCCUGAAUGUCAAAACCGAAGCCGAACCUAAAUACAGAUAUGUCCGCUCAGAAAUGUGCUGACAGUGAAAGAGAGGAAGGGGGCAUUGGCCAUUAUGAUUGGAUGAGAAAAUUGCGCUGGAGCCAAUGUACCAAAACAAUGCAAUCUUCUGGAGUCAUCCUCGAUCAUAUAACUCCACGUGUUGCUGGGCCCUUCGCUGCUGCUGCUCUUGCUCAUGCUCGCCACUAUAAAGCCAAGAAGACACCACAAGCAAACCGCAAAGCCAACACGAGAGAAACCAGUCACAAGCAAUGAGCUCGCGCGUCACCAAGUCGCUGCCUUUUCUCGUCGUCCCGUCGGAGGCCACGCCCGCCGGCGUCCUCCCCCUCACCGCCAUGGACAGAGCUCUUGCUUCCCUGCCCAUGGCAGCCCUGCUUGUCUUCGAGAACCCCAUCGAUCAGCCAGCCGAGAGCAUCAGGAGAGCUCUGUCCCGAGCGCUUGUUCUCUACUACCCAAUGGCCGGCCGCCUCACCAUCACCGGCGACCAGCUGAAAAUCGCGUGCACCGGCGAGGGCGUGGCGUUCGUUGGGGCGUCCGCGAGCUGCACGCUGCAGCAGGGCAGACUCUUCGGCCCGCAUCCGGUGGUCACCGUCGAGGACCUCACUAUGAACUACACCGCCCAGUACAGUACGGACCCGCCGUUGCUGCUGGUGCAGGUGACCGAGUUCUCCUGUGGUGGCUUCGUCGUCGGGGUGACGUGGAACCACGUCGUCACCGACGGCGCCGGGAUGGCGCAGUUCUUGCAGGCCGUCGGCGAGUAUGCCCGCGGCUUCCGUUCCCCUUCCAUCUUGCCGGUGAGGGUGGACCACGCCCUCCCUGAGCUUCCCCCGCCGAUAACCACCAUGACCAAGGCACUCGUCUGCAGCCAGCACAGCGACUUCCCGUCCUCCUACAUCACUGUUCCCCUUAGCUUCAUCGACCGCGUCAAGGACGAGUUCCGUCGUCGUCGUCACAGCAGCAGCGGCGGCGGACAGAUGGCGCCGGCGUCUUGCACCGCGUUCGACGUCUUCACCGCCACCCUAUGGAAGUGUCGUACGCGCGCGACGAUCGCCAGCGCCGCCAGCCAGGACGCGCCCACGGCGCUCGCCUUCACAGUGAACGUGAGGAAGCCGGCGAAGGCCAAGGAUGGCUACUACGGCAACGUCUUCGCCUUCGGCCUUGCUGCCUCGACGCUGCGUGAGGUCGCCGACGGCGACAUCCUGGACCUCGUGAGGCUGGUAAAGGACGCCAAGGCAAGGGUCCCAUACAUGUUUGCUGAUGGAGCGGCGUACAUCGCCGACGAGAUGAGCGGCCGGCUAAAUGGCCUCGACGGUUAUGACACCCUGUACGUGACCAGCUGGUGGAAUCUCGGCUUGGACGACGUCGACUUCGGCAGCGGCGGCGCUGAACGUGUCAUCGGGAACAUGGAGCGCAAGGUGGUGCCAGGCUGCAUCCUGUGUGGGAGGAAGGACAAGGCCGAGGGUGUCGCCGCCAUGGCGCUCUGUGUCAAGCAGGAGCACGCGGAGACCUUCCAUGCGGAGCUGCAAAGCCUCAAGUGAUGUGGAUAAUAUGAAUAUUGUCUUUUUAGUUUGUUAGUGCACACAAAAACGUAGACUCUUUGCCCAUGGAAUCGCGCAUAGAAAUCAGUUUAUUUUCCUUUCGUAUAGCAAACACAACAAUCAAAACUGGAGUACUUUUUUUUUAUGUAUGAGUGAGCCGUUCAAAUAAAACAUCAAUAAUCAGAACUUAA